Molecule: messenger RNA, 1880 nt
Organism: Phycomyces blakesleeanus NRRL 1555(-)
Lineage: Eukaryota; Fungi; Mucoromycota; Mucoromycetes; Mucorales; Phycomycetaceae
Product: glycosyltransferase family 49 protein
Exons: 5
Coding region: 339-1880 (513 amino acids)
Biological process (GO): protein O-linked glycosylation via mannose
Molecular function (GO): glucuronosyltransferase activity; xylosyltransferase activity
Source: RefSeq, a predicted model, not a curated record
CACACACGCACAUAAACGCAUAAACACACACACACACACACGUAUAUAUAUAUAUAUAUAUAUAUAUAUAGCUGUGUAUAACAAGGGUUUAUUUGAGCCACGUCUACGUCACCUACAACGAAUACGAACCUACAAAGCUUGUACAAUUUCUUGUCUCAUUGCGUCUUGACUUGUAAUAUAUACUUUCAGACCUUCAUCUAACAUUCCUGCUAGAAAUUAAAAAAAAAUUAAAAAAAAUAAAAAAUUAAAAGAAGAAAAAGAAGAAAGGAACUCUUUCACCUCCCUUUCUACUAAAAAAGAUAAAAGACAGAAGAAGAAGUAGUAGUAGACAAAAAAAAAUGUCCAAUCCACGAUCUACAUCCCACCAACGUAGAGCAUCUAUUCAACUUACAAACGUCUACCCCGAAAAGAGCCCUCAUCUCGGUCGCCUCGGAAGUAUUUCUCCACCACCACCGAAUGAAUUAGUUUCGGUACCAUUAGUGUCAUCCAAGCAACGCCAUGGGUCAAUGUGGCUCAGCAUUAAACUCAAGUGUCAACAGUGGAUUUACCGCAUCGAUUCAUUUUUAGAUCCUGCAGGAGGACCAUUGUUACCUCACGACAAACAUGGUGUGGCAUUUGGAGGAACCCAAAAAAAAUCCAAGAUCAUGUCAUUGUAUCGGUCAAAACUUGUUCGAUUCUUACUCCUAGUCUACUGUGUAUUCUCGGUGUUCCUGACUAUUAACCACAGCUGGCAUUGGUUAAGAUCUGGGCCAGUAUUGGAUUCAAGAUUUGGAGAAAACUGGGUAGCCCAACGUACUUAUAAUCAAGACGAUACAUAUUCGGUGGUGGACGGCAUGUCACAUGGCUUAAAGAUGGCCAAAUUACUGUCAAAGUCUUAUUAUGAAGCUGCAGAAGCUGUCGAGCCUUACUGGCUCAAGGCAUCCAAAGUACCUUUUGAAGAAGAUGUUUCAAUCAUCACCACAGUCACACCUGGUACCUGGACUGAAUUAGUUCGUUUAGUGGAACACUGGCAAGGUCCUGUAUCAGCUACAUUGCAGGUAAAGGAUGACAAGGAUGGCUUACAGGAAAUGAGCAAGAUUCGUGCUGCAUACAAUGAAAAUCCCAAACUCGCCACCCGUCUGGAUAUACAUUUGUCUCGCCACGGGGGCCGUCAACCAUCCGUCCUAUUGUCCCGUAAUGCCGAACGAAAUCUUGCGCGUUUGUUUGCACGCACAGAAUUUAUUGUGGAGAUGCCCAAUUCAAUGGUCCCAGGCACCAAUCUCCGCAAGACCCUCGAAGCCAAUCAAGCGACAUUUGUAAAGGUACUUCGGGAAGGCGACGUGCUUGUGGUUCCUACCUUUGGGUUCCCUCGGUACGACAAGGAGAGCUACACCGUGCCUCACCACAAGGCUCGUUUACUGGAAUUAGUUGAGGAAGAGGAGAUGAUCAUGAUAGACAAACACUGGAAGACCAAUCAAGGACCUACAAAUAUGACACAUUGGAAGGAUGCAGAUAUACUUUAUUUAGUUGAAAAGUAUGAGUUUCACUAUGAGCCAGUUGUGAUUGAAAGCAAGACAGUUCAGCCAUGGUGCGCCGAAAGAUUCCUUGACAGUAGAUCGGCAUGUCGGUUCUCUAGUUAUUUGACAGGUGCAAAAUUCUGGGUACUUCCUGACGAUUUCGUAGUCCAAUUACCUGAGAAUAAGGAUAGUGUAUUGACCGAUUUCGAUAAUGUGAUUGAGAGUCGCCUGUAUGCCAAAUUCUAUUGGGAGAAGUGUGUACAUUAUGCAAGGCAACUUGACGCACUCGGUCUCUGGAGGGGAUCCAGAUCACAGCACAUCAGAACUCAGUGCUCACGUGUAAUUCAAAACUGGGGCAAAGGAUUGAUAGGCAAAGCAGAAUAG